GCCGGAAGGAGGAUUGGAUUGAUGCACCAACGGUGCUGCUGGCAGCAGUGCCCCCGAGGUGGAGGGGACCAGGCGCGGGCUAGAGGAGAGGAGGACGGGCCCCCGAUCCAGAGCAGCGUGACAGUAAGAGACUCAUUCAGUGACAACUUAUUGACCAUCUGAUGGAUCCAGGGCGCUCUGCCAGAUAAAGGCAAGGCAAAAGAAAGUGUAACCAGUAAAGUCUCAAUUUACUUUGAAAGGAAUGUGAUGUUAAUUCUGGGGCAUUGAUGUUUUACAAUGCCUGAUCAAGACAAAAAAGUGAAGACCACAGAAAAAUCAACCGAUAAAAAACAACAAGGAAUCAUCACCAGGGACUAUUCAGAUCUUAAAAGACUUCUGUGCCUUUUGAACGUUCAGUCAAGCAAACAACAGCUUCCAGCCAUUAACUUUGAUAGUGCCAGAAGCAGCAUGACGAAGUCUGAGCCUGCCAUCAGGGUGGGUGGACAUGGAGCUCGAGGUCAGUGGCACGAGUCCACAGAAGCCAUUGAACUUGAAAAUUUUAGUAUAAACUACAAGAAUGAGAGAAAUUUCAGCACACAUCCCCAGCAUAAACUAUUUCAGGAGAUUUUUACAGCCUUGGUGAAAAAUAGACUCAUAUGCAGAGAGUGGGUUGAUCGAGCCCCAUCUCUUCAUUUUCUGAGAGUAUUAAUUUGUCUGAGACUUCUAAUGAGGGAUCCACGUUAUCAGGAAAUACUCCAUAGCUUGGGUGGGAUUGAAAACCUAGCUCAGUACAUGGAGAUCGUGGCCCACGGGUACCUCGGCUCCGGGGAGGCGCAGCACAGCGUGGACAAGCUGGUCAACAUGACGUAUAUUUUUCAAAAACUUGCUGCUGUCAAAGACCAAAGAGAAUGGGUCACCACAAGCAGAGCCCACAAGACAUUAGUAAAUUUACUCAGUGCCCGAGAUACUAACGUUCUGUUGGGUGCCCUUCUGGCUGUGGCUAGUUUAGCUGAAAGUCCAGAAUGUAGGGAGAAAAUAAGUGAACUCAACAUUGUAGAAAAUCUGCUGAUGAUUUUACAUGAAUAUGACUUGCUUUCCAAAAGGCUCUCGGCUGAGCUGCUGCGCCUGCUCUGUGCCGAGCGUCAGGUGAGAGAGCAGGUGAAGCUCUACGAGGGGGUCCCCAUCCUCCUCAGCUUGCUGCACUCAGACCACCUACAGCUGCUGUGGAGCGUCGUCUGGAUCCUGGUUCAGAUUUGUGAGGACCCUGAGACCAGUGUGGAAAUUCGCAUUUGGGGAGGCAUCAAGCAGCUUCUUCAUAUUUUACGAGGGGACAGAAAUUUUGUUUCUGAUCGUUCCUCCAUUGGAAGCCUGUCUAGUGCCAAUGCGGCAGGCCGAAUCCAGCAGCUUCAUUUGUCAGAAGAUUUCAGCCCUCGGGAAAUACAAGAAAAUACUUUCUCUCUUCAAGCAGCCUGCUGUGCGGCCCUCACGGAACUGGUGCUCGACGACACCAACGCCCACCAGGUGGUUCAGGAAAAUGGUAUAUAUACAAUAGCAAAAUUAAUUUUACGAAAUAAACAAAAGAAUGCAGCAAAAACUAAUCUAUUACAGUGUUAUGCUUUCAGAGCCUUGAGGUUUCUCUUCAGUAUGGAAAGAAACAGACCACUCUUUAAAAGACUUUUCCCCACCGACUUGUUUGAGAUCUUCAUUGACAUAGGACAUUAUGUUCGUGAUAUCAGUGCUUAUGAAGAAUUAGUAUCAAAGUUGAAUUUAUUAGUGGAGGAUGAACUGAAGCAAAUUGCUGAAAAUAUUGAAAGCAUUAAUCAGAAUAAAGCUCCUUCGAAAUAUAUAGGCAACUAUGCAGUUUUGGAUCAUCUUGGAAGUGGAGCUUUUGGCUGUGUUUACAAGGUUAGAAAGCAUAGUGGUCAAAAUCUUUUAGCAAUGAAAGAAGUCAAUUUACAUAACCCAGCAUUUGGAAAGGAUAAAAAAGAUCGAGACAGCAGUGUAAGGAAUAUUGUUUCUGAAUUAACCAUAAUUAAAGAGCAGCUUUAUCAUCCCAAUGUUGUACGCUAUUACAAAACAUUUCUGGAAAAUGAUAGGUUGUAUAUAGUUAUGGAGCUUAUAGAAGGGGCCCCUCUUGGAGAACAUUUCAGUUCUUUGAAGGAAAAACAACAUCAUUUUGCUGAAGAGAGACUAUGGAAAAUAUUUAUACAGCUGUGCCUAGCUCUUCGGUACUUACACAAGGAGAAGAGGAUCAUCCAUAGAGACCUGACGCCAAACAACAUUAUGUUGGGGGAUAAGGACAGAGUAACAGUUACUGACUUUGGCCUGGCAAAGCAAAAACAAGAAAGCAGCAAACUUACAUCUGUUGUAGGAACAAUUCUGUAUUCCUGCCCUGAGGUGCUGAAGAGUGAGCCGUAUGGGGAGAAGGCUGAUGUCUGGGCAGCAGGCUGCAUCCUUUAUCAGAUGGCGACUCUGAAUCCUCCCUUCUACAGCACAAACAUGCUUUCCCUGGCCACAAAAAUAGUGGAGGCAGUAUAUGAACCAGUACCAGAAGGCAUCUAUUCUGAAAAGGUGACCACUAUCAUCAGCAGAUGCCUCACUCCUGAUGCAGAAACCCGCCCAGAUAUUGUAGAAGUCAGCUCCAUGAUAUCAGAUGUCAUGAUGAAGUAUGUAGAUAAUUUAUCCGCAUCCCAGCUGACCUUGGAGAAGAAGCUGGAACGGGAACGGAGACACACACAGAGGUAUUUUAUGGAAGCCAACCGGAACACAGUCAUGUGUCAGCAUGAGCCGGUUCUUCUCUCUCAAGAAUCCUUUGAGAAGGCAAGCUUGAGUAGAAGCAGCAGUGGAGCAGGAAGCCUGAAAAGUGAGCUUUCAGAAAGCACAGACCUGCCACCUGAGGGCUUCCAGGCCCCCUGUGAUAAGGACGAAGACCGAGCCUGUGCUGGAAUCUUGUCAGAUGAUAACUUCAACUUGGAAAAUAUUGAGAAAGAUAUAUAUUCAGAGUUCGAUGAUGAAUUGGACACUUUGGAUAACUCAAGCAGCUCCAGUUCAAGCCCUUUGAAGGAAUCUACAUUCAUCACUUUAAAGAGAAGUUUUAGUGCUUCAGGAGGAGAAAGACAAUCCCAAAAAAGAGACUUCACUGGUGGAAUAGGAUCAAGACCAAGGCCAGCUUUGCUGCCUCUUUACCUGCUUCUGAAAGUGCCAACCCUCAUGCUCAGGGCCCAGGUUAAGGAGCUAGAGGCCGAGUUAGUGAUGGGGUGGCAGUCCCAUAGCCUUCCCGCUGUGAUAACCUUAAAUUUGUCAUCCACAGCAUCUGCAGGAAUUGCUGUGUCCCAGAGGAAAGUACGUCAGAUCAGUGAUCCUAUUCAGCAGAUCUUAAUCCAGCUGCACAAAAUCAUCUACAUCACUCAGCUUCCUCCAGCUUUGCACCACAAUUUGAAAAGAAGGGUUAUAGAGAGAUUCAAGAAAUCCCUCUUCAGCCAGCAGAGUAACCCUUGUAAUUUGAAAUCUGAAAUUAAAAAGUUAUCUCAGGGAUCUCCAGAACCAAUUGAGCCCAACUUUUUCACAGCAGAUUACCAUUUAUUGCAUCAUUCAUCAGGUCGAAACAGCCUAUCCCCAAAUAACCCAACAGGUCUACCCUCCAGCUUUGAUUUGGAGCAGGGGAUAACAUAUGAACAGAUGCAGAUUGUGAUUGAAGAAGUCCUAGAGGAAAGUGGUUAUUACAAUUUUACUUCUAACAGGUAUCACUCCUAUCCAUGGGGGACCAAGAAUCACCCAACCAAAAGAUGAAAGUGCUGCAUUUUGAAUGGACUUGGUUUUCCCAGUGAAGAUCAAGUUCUGGACUUCAACCACUACUGGCAAGAUGCCCAAAGAUUGGGUGCUGCUAAAAGAGUGUGGAAGAGAAAAGACCAACAUACCAUGGUGCCUGCAGGACCUCUUUCUGGAGGUCCAGUGCUAAGAGGCUUCAUCCUUAGGACACAUGUAUACAGGAUGACAGUGUGCUUCUGGGAGAAAAUGCUGCAAAAUUCAUCUGUGAGAAGAAAACCCACUCCUUGCAGAACUUUCCUCCAAGUUAAAAAAA
Lagenorhynchus albirostris (white-beaked dolphin) is the source of this 4060-nucleotide messenger RNA. It is a transcript of the gene NEK10, whose product is annotated as NIMA related kinase 10. The coding region runs from base 277 to 3768 and encodes 1163 amino acids. Gene Ontology annotation, biological process: protein phosphorylation. The record is from RefSeq and is a predicted model, not a curated record. The transcript has 38 exons. Gene Ontology annotation, molecular function: protein serine/threonine kinase activity; ATP binding. NCBI's taxonomy places the organism in Eukaryota, Metazoa, Chordata, Mammalia, Artiodactyla, Delphinidae.